Messenger RNA from Fonsecaea nubica, 1134 nucleotides. RefSeq lists its product as hypothetical. The record is from RefSeq and is a predicted model, not a curated record. The transcript has a single exon. Bases 1 to 1134 code for a protein of 377 amino acids. NCBI's taxonomy places the organism in Eukaryota, Fungi, Ascomycota, Eurotiomycetes, Chaetothyriales, Herpotrichiellaceae.
AUGGCCGUGAGAGAAGCCUCUCAUGCCGGGUCGUGGUACUCUGGCAAUGGCCGACAACUGGCAGCCCAACUCGACCAGUGGCUCUCACAAGUGCCCGAGACAGGCGUGCUUCCUGGCGUCGACAGCUUGCCAGUGCCGGGAGCCCGAGUGGUGAUAUCUCCCCACGCAGGGUACGCAUACUCUGGUCCCUGUGCGGCAUGGGCGUACAAAUGCCUCGACCUGUCCAAGGCCAAACGCAUCUUCAUCCUCCACCCGUCCCAUCACCACCACUUGAGCACGGCCGCGUUGCCCGUCGUGGACGCCUACGAGACCCCUCUCUCCAGCACGCCUCUCCCUCUCGAUCAUCAGACUAUCCAACAACUGUCCUCUCUGUCCGCGGUCGUCCAAGGCCGCACUGUCAAAUUCACCACCAUGUCUCAGCCCGUGGAUGAGGCCGAACACAGCGCCGAGAUGCAGCUGCCAUACAUCCACCGUCUUCUCCAAAAGCUAUACCCCGGCAAGCCCGAGUCCUCAUACCCCCCUCUCGUCCCCAUCAUGGUCGGAGGGACGAACGCUGCAACGGAGGCUGCGCUGGGAAAAAUGUUGGCUCCAUACAUCGCAGAUGAAAGCAAUGCCUUUGUCAUCUCGUCGGACUUCUGUCACUGGGGAAGUCGGUUUGGCUAUACGUACUACCUCCCCGAUGCACCCAGCCCGGCUUUGUCGCCGCUCACACUCCCCAAUGGCGUGCGAGGAGAGUCCACCACGGCAAAAGAGUCGGUCAAUGAAGACGUACACAAGAUGCCCACAUUGGGACUCGGUCAUAAUCUCGGCUCGAGGAAUCCGGUACCAAAAGACGGGCCACAGAUAUUUGAGAGCAUCGCACACGCUGACCGGGCUUGCAUGUGCGCCAUAGCUUCGGGAGAACAUUCAGAAUUCCUCCGUGUGCUCAAGGAAACCGGCAACACCGUCUGUGGGCGGCAUCCCAUUGGAGUAUUCAUGGCUGGCCUUGAGGAGGUGGAGCGGCUGGAGCGGGAGAAGGGUGGUGAACCGGGAGACCACAGACGGUUCAGGUUCAUGCGGUACGAACGAAGCAGCGACGCCGAGACGGUCAGGGACAGCAGUGUGAGCUACGUGAGCGCUUUUGCGGUCCUAUGA